GAUCCACAAGCAAAAGUGACAGGAAGAACUAACGAAAAUGAUUUCAGUACGGUUUUUGAGCCAGUUCUUGAAGACUUCAAUAAUAUUGUAGAAUUGAUUAUUUUAUCCUAAAACAAUAGAAAUUAGUAGGUAUGCAAUAAAAUUGUUUUUAGCCCCAAUCAAAACCAACCUUGACAAAGAUUCCCACUGCAAACAUGGAUAAUGCUGAUGAACAGAUACCAUCUCCUUUGGCAGUUUUAAUUAAAGAGGAACCGAACAAUGAUAUUUUCGCGGUCGAGGUUUGUCUAAAGGAAGAACCCGAUUCGAGUCUUUCAGAAGACGACCAGGACCCAAUCCCUGUUGCAUCCAGUCGGCAGCAAGAACAUGGGAAGGAUCUGUGCAGCUUUUGCCUGAAGGUCCUAGUCGCGGAUAAACGAGUACAGUUCGCUCCCGGCAGGGAUUCGGUGCAACGCAAAAAGAUUGAAUUCGCACUGUCGAUAGAGCUAAGUGGGGAACCUGAGUGCUGCUAUAGUUGCUGGCAAAUGAUUGAGCUGUUUAAUAAUUUUAAACGGUCUUGCUAUAUGGCAUUGUUUAAACCGGAAGAGCUUCUCGGGAAGACUACUCCCGCUUUGGGAUCUUUUACGAUUGUAAAGGCGACAGCGUCAGAAGGGACCCCGCAGCAGUCGGCUACAGAAGAAUUUUCCAUCGCAAAAUUAGCUCAGGAAGUGCAAUCUUUGUCCGAGGAAACGAAACUGUUCGGAUGUAAGCAAUGUGGUAAACAAUUUGUUGAAAUGCUAAGUCUUACGAAACACAAGAAUAAAUGCAACAAGUUGAAAUUGGGAAAGGAAUCGUGCCAUCUGUGUCCUACCAUUUGUAGAAAUCGUUCCGAGCUGCGGACCCAUGUGCGUUCUCAUAGUGGUGAAAAACCUUUCAAGUGUCAAACGGAAGGCUGCAACAAAUCGUUCUUCUAUAAGGAGGUGUGUAACGUACACGAACAAAAGUGUGGCAAAACGAAAUAUUUUGAGCCAGUGAAAUGUAAGCAUUGUGAUACAAUGCUGACAUCCGCUAAGCAUGUUCGAGCUCAUACACAAGUUCAUAAAGAACCAAGUUUUGAGUGUAAAAUUUGCAAAAGGAAGUUUAUUCAAAGGAAUCGGUUGAAAACGCAUUGGACAACUCAUUUUCGGAAUGAAAUUGAAGCUGCCUACCCUGAGUCAAAUAAUCUAGACAUAACGGAAGGUGCAGAAGGUCAGAUUGCCACUGAUCAUGAACGACCUGAUGACGAUACAUCGCCCAUGGUCGCUGUGAAUCAAAGCUCCAACGAAGCUCCUGACAAUAAAGUUCAUGUUUGCGAUUGGUGUGGUAGGUUUUUCUUGGGAAAAAGGGGUCUAGCAACACACAAAAUCCGUUGCACACGUCCGAAUAAACCACACUUUACAAACAGCACGGGCAAGUGCCCGCAUUGUCCAGCAGUAUUUAACGAUCAGCAGUCGUAUCAGUACCACGUAGAUCGGCAUAACGGUAUAAGAUCCGCGUUGUGCCGCAAUGAAGGAUGCACCAAGGCUUAUUUCAACGUCAGGGCCCGCUAUCAUCACGAACAAACGUGCGGUAAGAAUAGUCGUUUUAUUUGUAAUGUUUGUGGCGCCUCUCUUAAAACCGAAGGUUCACUCCGUAUACAUAUGGCCAACCAUGGGGAUCCUCAGUUCACGUGUACGACUUGCGCCAAGAAGUUCCAUACUCGGGCUGCUCUUAAAAAACAUUUGUCUGUUCAUUCGGACGAACGAAAACACGAGUGCAAGGUGUGCGGCAAAAAAUUUAAAUCUCACGAGGCCAACCGAGUUCAUCAACGGAUUCAUACGCAGGAAAAGCCUUAUGCUUGCCAUAUCUGCGAUCAACGGUUUACCUACAAUUGUUUGCUCAAAACGCAUCUACAGAAGGGUCACGGAGAGACGGUGGUUCCCAAUAGAACCAAUAGUAGAAGUAGAUAAGUGAACUAGUUUUCAAACGAUCGGUAAUGAAUAUACAGUGUUAUGUCGUCAGUGGAAGAAUUUGGCUUGCUGCUCAA
This is a messenger RNA of Topomyia yanbarensis, 2041 nucleotides long. RefSeq names its product zinc finger protein 700-like. Lineage: Eukaryota; Metazoa; Arthropoda; Insecta; Diptera; Culicidae. The record is from RefSeq and is a predicted model, not a curated record. The coding region runs from base 195 to 1964 and encodes 589 amino acids. Gene Ontology annotation, molecular function: RNA polymerase II cis-regulatory region sequence-specific DNA binding; DNA-binding transcription factor activity. The transcript is spliced from 6 exons. Gene Ontology annotation, biological process: regulation of transcription by RNA polymerase II.